Messenger RNA from Humulus lupulus (European hop), 640 nucleotides. RefSeq lists its product as uncharacterized. The transcript has 4 exons. Bases 158 to 640 code for a protein of 160 amino acids. Lineage: Eukaryota; Viridiplantae; Streptophyta; Magnoliopsida; Rosales; Cannabaceae. The record is from RefSeq and is a predicted model, not a curated record.
UCACAAGCGAAACAAGUAUUUUAUGUGAAUGAUCCUUCAGACAACCAAUGGUCAAUUGUUCUUCCAACGCAAACAAGAGAAUGGAACAUUAAAGAUGGUGAUUUACAUGAUAUACCUCUCGAAGAAGAACUUGUCACAUUCACCGCAAUAGAAGAUAAUGACGAAGUUGAUGAUGAUUGUAUUUGUUUCCGUGAAAAUGGUGAAGGAUUGUGGGUUGAUGAUAAUGGGUCUUGAGAUGGAGGCUGAUCCUUUUGGUGGUAGUUCUGAUGAGGGAGAGCAACGCCCUAAUUCUCAGUCAGUGGAGCAAGAAAAUAAAUCUGUGAGAGGACGUACAUGGAUGUCUAGAAACACCAAAAAAAGGAGUGAAGGACAUCUUACUCCUGUUGAAUACAAUGAGUAUGGUCAACUAGUGGGUGGAUCUAGAAGUAAUGUUUCAUCACAGCUUGGAUCAGUUGUUCGAGCAACUGUGUCCAUCAACAUUAACAGUUGGAAAGAUGUUAGUGUGGUGGAUAAAAAUAAAAUAUGGGACACAAUGAAGAAAACUUAUGAUUUGGACCCCAAACAAAAGCAACAGAUGUUGAAGGAUGCGGGAAAGUACUUCCGAAAUUGGAAGACUAAUCUUACUAGGGUACACGGCUGA